CAACUGUGCUACUUGACUUUACCAAAACAACACUUAUGACAAAUCUAAUGAAACUAAACAUGAAAAUUCAUGUCCAAACUCUUCUAAAUUACCCCAAAUGGAUCUUCUCUCUCACUUGCUAGCACUUUCAGGCCUAGUGUUAUUGCUUGCUCUGUAUCUAUGGAGAUCAAAGAGAAAUCCCACCAAAAAAAGCAAGGCCAACUUAGCCCCAGAGCCCUCAGGAGCCUUACCAUUCAUAGGUCAUCUCCACAAGGUCAAUUCCCAGAAGCCAAUCUUCCGAACCUUAGCCGAUUUCGCCGAUAAAUAUGGCCCAGUCUUCAGGUUCCGACUUGGGGUUCACCCUGUUCUUGUGAUAAGCAACUACGAAGCAGUCAAGGAGUGUUUCACCACACACGACAAGACCUUCGCCUCGAGACCGAGGUCAGCUCAUGGGACCAUCCUAGGCUACGACUACGCAGCGUUCGGGUUCGCACCCUACGGACCAUACUGGCGGACCAUGAGGAAGUUGGUCGUUGUUGAACUUCUCUCCAGUCGCAGGCUCGAGACACUGAGGCAUGUCCAGAUAUCAGAAGUCGAAAGCUUGAUCAGAGACUUGUAUGGAGUUUGUAAGACCAACCCUUGUGAUUCAACCAAGGUUGUGAUCAGUGAGUGGAUCGAACACUUCACGUUGAACAUAAUAACUGAGAUGAUUGCCUCGAAGAAGUAUUUUGAGGGUGGGAGUGGGAAAAAGGGAGUCGAUGGUGAGGCUGAGAGGAUUGGAAAACUCAUAAAGGAGUACAUGUUCAUAUCUGGGGUGCCUGUGGUUUCUGAUCUGAUCCCAGUUCCGAAAUGGAUUGAUAUUCAGGGACGACUGAAAUGUAUGAAGCGAAUUGGGAAGGAGGUGGAUGUUUUGAUAGGGAGUUGGGUGGAGGAACAUAUUGGGAGAAAAGACGAGAGUUUGAGGAGUGAAUCAAAUCAGAAUAAGAAGGAUUUCAUUGAUAUUAUGUUGUCUGUUAUUGAGGAAAGUCCUGGGCUUAGCUACUCUCGUGAAACCAUUAUCAAGGCAACGGUUUCGACUCUAAUCAUAGCAGGCUCCGACACCACAGCCCUAAACUUAACAUGGACACUAGCUUUGUUACUAAAUAAUAGACAAGUGUUAAACUGCGCCCAAGAAGAGCUUGACCGCGUAGUUGGGAGAGAAAGAUGGGUUGAAAGCUCUGAUAUAAAGAACCUAGUUUACCUUCAAGCCAUUGUUAAAGAAACCCUACGUCUAUAUCCACCAGGGCCACUAUCAGUUCCACACGAGGCUUGGGAAGAUUGUACGGUUUGUGGGUAUUCAGUUCCAAAGGGUACUCGUUUGUUUGUGAAUGUGUGGAAGUUGCAUCGUGACCCGACCUUAUGGCCUGACCCUGAAUCAUUUUUGCCUGAGAGGUUUCUCACGAGCCAUGCGAGAGUUGAGGGAUCGGGUCAGCACUUUGAGUUCAUCCCAUUUGGGUCCGGGCGGCGAGCUUGCCCUGGAAUGACUUUCGCCUUGCAAGUCACGCAUUUGACUCUAGCUCGGCUUCUUCAGGGGUUUGAAUGGUCAACACCAAUGGAAGCUCCGGUUGACAUGACCGAAGGCUUGGGUAUUACUUUGCCAAGAGUGAAUCCACUUGAAGUUCUUCUAAGCCCACGCUUAACUAGCGAAAUGUAUUAGCUUUCAGUAGAGAUUAUUCUAGCUCACGUUUUAUGUUAAAUGUAUCGACUUUUGGAAGAGAAUAAAAGUAAAAUAUGUUUAUACGGUGUUA
Humulus lupulus (European hop) is the source of this 1766-nucleotide messenger RNA. RefSeq names its product cytochrome P450 CYP82J17-like. The coding region runs from base 98 to 1675 and encodes 525 amino acids. The record is from RefSeq and is a predicted model, not a curated record. Gene Ontology annotation, molecular function: iron ion binding; oxidoreductase activity, acting on paired donors, with incorporation or reduction of molecular oxygen; monooxygenase activity. Lineage: Eukaryota; Viridiplantae; Streptophyta; Magnoliopsida; Rosales; Cannabaceae. The transcript is spliced from 2 exons. Gene Ontology annotation, biological process: defense response to other organism.